Molecule: messenger RNA, 2152 nt
Organism: Brachypodium distachyon (stiff brome)
Lineage: Eukaryota; Viridiplantae; Streptophyta; Magnoliopsida; Poales; Poaceae
Exons: 2
Coding region: 366-1487 (373 amino acids)
Source: RefSeq, a predicted model, not a curated record
GUUCCUUUCUUUCCUCUUCCUCUUCGUUCCUCUCCUCAGACCUGACCUACCCACGCUCCAAUCCGACCGCUGUGGCCUGUGGCGCCCACCGCCGACGCCUCACCCCCCACAAACCCUCCGUCUCUCACGUACUUCGCCACCGCCCGCCGGCCACCGCAGUCUGCCGCCACCGCCUUCUAACAAGAUCCUGGAGUUCCCCCUUUCCCUCACCUAGCUAGACGCGGCCGGCGGCUGUCCCCGCGCCCUCGCCGUCGCCGGCAAUCGACGACUCCCUGUCAGGCCGUACGCCGUCGUCGUACCUGGCUACCCGAUUCGGCGGUUCCCAGUGGUCGCUGGCAAGUCCCCCAUCGGACAGCUUGUCCAAGAUGCCAAAUGGAGAGAACAAGUUGUUUAAGAUGCCAAAUGCAGAUGGAGAGAUUUCUGCGCUGCACAAGGAAUGGGAUGAUGCUCGAUGUCCAAUUUGCAUGGACCAUCCCCACAAUGCUGUCCUUUUGCUCUGCAGCUCUCAUGACAAAGGAUGCAGAUCCUACAUAUGUGAUACGAGCUAUAGACACUCAAACUGCCUAGAUAGGUUCAAAAAAAUGAAACUGGACCACAUGGACAGUUCGUCACAGCCAAGCUCUUCCUUUCCCAGAGAUCCGAGUAACCGAAAUGUUGCACAGAUAUCUCGUGUUGGUCUCAAUAGAGAGAGUCCCAGGCUAUUAAUAGAUAUACCUGACCGGGGAGAUCUUGGUCAUCAGCAUGUCAUUCAUAGCUCUGCAGCCAUAGCUGGACAACAAGAAGAAACAAAUUUUAUUCAAGAUACAGAUUUAACAUUGGUAGCUCAGGAGGGAGAAGGAAGUCGGCUUGUGGAGUCAGGUGAGGCGGCCAACUUGAACCAAUUGAUGUGCCCUGUGUGUAGGGGUACUGUGGAGGGCUGGGAGAUCAUAAAAGAUGCCAGGCAAUAUUUGGAUGAGAAACCAAGAGCUUGCUCGCGGGAAGCAUGCACAUUUUCUGGUAACUACAGUGCGCUCCGUAGACAUGCAAGGAGGGUCCACCCCACAACAAGGCCUGCUGAUGUGGACCCAUCAAGACGCCGUGCGUGGCACCGCCUGGAGCACCAGCGCGAGUAUGGUGACAUACUGAGUGCAAUCAGGUCUGCUAUGCCUGGGGCAGUUGUGCUUGGAGAUUAUGUUAUUGAAGGUGGUGAUAUGUCUUCUCACGAUCGUGAAGGCAGUGGACCAAAUCAACCAAGUGGGUCUUUGUUGACAACGUUCUUUUUAUUCCAUAUGAUGAGCACUACUCCAAUGAGAUCAGGAGAUGAGCCAAGAGGCUCAUCAAGGGGCUUGAGAAGGCAGAGGCGUCGUUAUCUGUGGGGAGAAAACUUAUUAGGUCUCCAGUAUGACGACGACGAUGACGAGGAGGGGGACGAUAACUUAGCUGAAGAGGUUCAGAGGCCAAGGAGUCACAGGAGGUUUGUAAGGUCAAGGUCGGAGGAGCGGCACUGAUGCAAAAGCAACCAUGGUAAUUGCAUUCUUCACCUGUAGUGAAGUUUACCCAUGAAUUAGCAAUGACUCCUCGUGAUCUUUGCACUGCCAGUUGAGUCAACGCGGGUGAUGUGCUGCUUCGACUUGUUGAAGCGUUGCACGGAUCUCUGAGACUUGAAGAUUCAAGUCAACAGUGCUGCAGAUUGAAGUUUGGAUGGUUGAACCAUGUUCGACUCCAUUGUAUUCGCAAGUCCUCCUGUAGUGAUGUGGAGAUGAACAGAAAUGAGCAUCCUCAGGACAUGUUGCAACGCCGCCUCGCUGUCGUAACCUGAGCUGCUCAUGAUGCACCUUGCAUUGUUUUCUCGCCGCGUUACCUACUAUCAUGCAAUUUUUGUAUAUAGAUUAUAGACUAUUGGAAGAUACAGUUUACUGAAUUUAUGCAUGUACUGCUGCACUUGAUUUCUUUGUUCAAUUGAAGCAUGUAACAAUCGCAUGUUCCCAGAUGAUUGUGUGUGCUCUGUUUGAAAUUACCAGACACUAGUGUCGGUGUUACAAUCCUUACAAUGGUAGGAGUUGUCGACUGAUUAUUCGCUAAUCAGUUGUCGACUGAUUACCAGACACUAGUUCAUAUGGUAACUAUGCACACUGGUACCAUUUUCCAUGUAUAAGUGGAAUGUAUUCCAUGA